GGGCACGUCCUUCUUCCGUCGCCGUAGUGGAUUCAGAGGAGUCCUUUUUCCCGUUCUCCAUGCGUGGCGGGGAAUUAGCUGUACCAGCCUGUGCUUCUUGUCGCUGCUUGGAUUCAGGUCGCUGCUAGUGGCCAGAAAGGUGCCUUGUUAAUCUUCUUUGCAGAGGGGAGAAAAAGCCAGUCAGGGGCGUGUUUGCUACGAGCUUAUAUCGGGGGCUGUCAAAAUGUUCUCCCUCCUUUUUGUUUGUAUGGGAGAAGUGGAGCUUGUAUGACUGUUAAAGUAGAAGAAUAGCACACAAUGGCAGAAGCAAUUUUCCAUCCUCCCAAAAGGAAGAAAAGAGUAUAUGAAUCAUACAAUUCUCCAUUCCCUAUUUCUUCCUCCGAAGAAGGCAUUUAUGGAAGAGAUUACAGAAUAUGCCAGGCUGAAAUUAUAAACAACAAUGUAAUUGUGAAGAAUCCUGAAGAUAUAGAACAGCUGUAUAGUAAGGGAUUUUUUGGGAAAGGUAUUCUUUCCAGAAGUCGGCCAGAAUACAGUAUUUCAGAUCCUGUGUUGGUUGCUAAGUGGCAAGAUGUCGGGUUAAACAUGCCUAUAAUUUCAUCAAGAAAGUACCAGUGUCAUGUAGAAUGGGCGAAAAGUCUUAUGCAGGAGCAAGGACUGGAUGACUGCACAAUUAACACGGCCAUUCUGAAUUACACUCGGCCCCUUAAUCUGAGAGGAGAAGCUGCGCAACUUAGUGAGUCUCAGGAUGAGGCAAUCCCCAAAAUGGAGGGUGUUGAAGAUGAACCAAAGUGUUUUGUGACUCCUUCUGAAACAAAUGGGGAUAAAGGAGCCUGCUUGGAAGGUGAUCCACUUGUUGACCCACUAGCCAAGUAUGGGUCUAACAGACUGGAUAUAACAGGCUCUAAAACUGUUGCUAAAACUUACUUGGCAACACAGUGUCCCUUCAGUAUGCAUCACAGCUGCAAGCAAGAUGACUGUAUUAAACAAGGAUCUCACAUUUUGAUCAAUAAAGGCUGUAAUGAUGAGUAUGUGUUAAUCCAAGAAGAAGAAUCGAAUUUGUGUCUGAAAGAGGAAGCAAGUGAGAAAUCGCAUUUAAUCAAAAAAGAAAAGUUAGUGUGCAGAAGGAAUCCAUUUAGGAUUUUUGAAUAUUUGCAGCUCAGUCUAGAGGAGGCUUUUUUCUUGGUCUAUGCUCUGGGAUGUUUAAGUAUUUGUUACAAUGAGGCACCUUUAUCUAUUCUGAAGCUAUGGGAAGUUUUUAGUGAAGCACAACCCACAUUUAAGGCUACUUACAUGGCAUAUCACUAUUUCCGUUGCAAAGGAUGGGUCCCUAAAGUUGGCCUGAAAUAUGGAUCUGAUCUCUUGUUGUAUCGAAAAGGUCCUCCUUUUUACCAUGCCAGUUAUUCUGUUAUUGCUGAAUUAGUUAAUGAUGAGUUUGAAGGAUCAUCACACAGACCUUUCAGCUGGAAGUCUUUGUCUGGGUUGAACAGAACUACAGCAAAUGUUUCUAAGGAACUCAUGUUCUGCUAUUUGAUUCAGCCAUCUGAUAUGACUGAAAAAGAAAUGUUGUCACCAGAAUGUCUCAAAAGAAUUAAAGUUCAGGAAUUGAUUUUAAAUCGUUGGGUCUCAUCCCAUGAGCGCAGUGAACAAGAGAUGUGAUAAUUCUGCCUUAUUGAAUUGGAUAAUUGGAUAAUUCUGCCUUAUUGAAAUAACUGCAAUAAACUAAAUGAAAUGUCAAAAUGUUUACUCCAGUAGAGCUGUCCGUGCAUGUUGCAUACAAUAUAUAUAGUCAAACAUUUUUAAAAUUACACUAUAAAGCAAUACAAGAUUAAAAAAGAAACCAGGUUGAACACUGACAACUAUUCUUUGAUGCUAUUUUGACAAUACAGAAAAAUAUUAAAAUUGUGUUGUUAGCUCAGCUUGUAUUGAUAUUUCUUUAGCAUAGUUUUGGUACAGGUAAUUACUCUACAGUAGGAAUUAACCAAGCUGCAGUUUGGGAACCUGUGGUGCUUCAGACUAAACUUCCUAUCAUUCCUGACCAUUGGUCAUGAUGGCUAGGGUGAUAGGAGUUGGAGUCCCAACAACAUCUGGAGAGCUAAAGCUUCUCCAUUCCUUAAACAUGGUUAUAGUUACUGCCACUGUGAAACUGGAAAUCCAGUUUCACAAAUUACAGAGCAUCAAAUUGUUUCUUCCUACUUUGGACCUAAGAAGUGUUUACAGAAUGCAUGUAAAUAAUGGUGGACCUGGUUUACAGAGGAAUCCUAUGCAUGUUUCAUACAAUCAUAGAAUAGCAGAGUUGGAAGGGGCCUAUACGACCAUCGAGUCCAACCCCUUGCUCAAGGCAGGAAUCCAACUUAAAACAUAUAGGUGCCUCUCAAAGGCCUUCAGUGUUCGAGAGCCUGAACGUAAAUCAGAGUGUGUCCAGUGGAGCUUACUCCUUAAGUAAGUGUGCAUGGGACCAUAACCUGAGUUCACCUAUAUUUGCUUUAAAUCAGAAACAUAUCCAGAAUGGAAAAUUUUCAGUUUUCCACCUAUCAGCCUAUGUCAAUCAACAUUUUACUGCAGUAUGUGUGAAUGAAAAGCUUUUCUGAUACAGUUAAUGGUUUUGAAAAGCUGCUCACAAUAUGCAAAAAAUAAAUAAAUUUCAACAUCUGAGAAUGCAAAUAAAGUCUUUUUUGUUUUGUGUUACUAAAUGUCAUUGUUGACAAAAACCGAAAGAAGCUUAUUGGAAAGGGUGCAUUAGGUGUCAAAGCUUUGCAAUCUUAUGUACUCUUUGAAAUGAUCCUUGUCUGUCUCUAUGGGACUGCCUUCCAAAUAAACAUGCAUUAAGUCAUGCUGCAUGUAUCACUGCCCCAGCUUCCCGUGUUCCUUGAGACAUUAAGAACAAGGAGUAUAAAUGCCUUAACCUGAGGAUUUUACUUUUGUUGUUAUCUAGUUCCUUUAUAAUAAAGCCAAGUGGCCCCCUGUGGAGGUGCCCUCUUCUUGAGCAGGGUGGUCAACAACAUAGAAGCCAUUCUUGCAUACUUCCUUGUAGAUGGUGAUAUACUUGGAAGCUUUCCUUGUUCGUGGGAUCACAAAUCUCUCUGUAAAGUCACUUUUAUGCAUUUGCUGCUUCUUUUGGGCACUCAGCACACAGUUAAUAAAUGUUAGUGCA
Messenger RNA from Rhineura floridana, 3151 nucleotides. It is a transcript of the gene TSEN2, whose product is annotated as tRNA splicing endonuclease subunit 2. The transcript has 12 exons. Gene Ontology annotation, molecular function: nucleic acid binding; tRNA-intron lyase activity. Lineage: Eukaryota; Metazoa; Chordata; Lepidosauria; Squamata; Rhineuridae. The record is from RefSeq and is a predicted model, not a curated record. Gene Ontology annotation, biological process: tRNA-type intron splice site recognition and cleavage; tRNA splicing, via endonucleolytic cleavage and ligation. Bases 298 to 1656 code for a protein of 452 amino acids. Gene Ontology annotation, cellular component: tRNA-intron endonuclease complex.